This is a messenger RNA of Lecanosticta acicola, 1863 nucleotides long. The record is from the annotation of a GenBank genome assembly. Lineage: Eukaryota; Fungi; Ascomycota; Dothideomycetes; Mycosphaerellales; Mycosphaerellaceae.
AUGUCACGCAAACUCACCCUCGCAGCAGCCCAGAUGGGCGCAACACAUCUCACCUCUUCUCGAUCCGAAACACUCCAACGAAUGCUCAAGCUCUUACAGGAAGCAGCAUCCCAAGACGCACAUAUCCUCCUCUUCCCCGAAAUCGCAUUUACCACAUUCUUCCCUCGACACCUCAUCAACGACCAGACGGAGCUAGACUCUUUCUUUGAGCAAGGCGACAUCACAACAUCACCUCAAACCGCUCCCCUCUUCCAAAAGGCGAGAGAGCUCAACAUCGACAUCGUCGUUGGAUUCGCAGAGCUCUGUCCCAAUAAUGACCGUUUCAACUCAUGUAUCUACUACCACGCCCAAUCUGGAUCGAUCCUCUCCAAGUACCGCAAGAUCCACCUCCCAGGCGACUUUGAGCCCUUUCCCGAUCCCGAAGCCACAAAUCAACUGGAGAAGAGAUACUUCAAACCCGGCGAUCUAGGGUUCGAAGCCUUCCGCGUGCCAGAUCUCGAAGGAGAACCCAUCGUCGGCAUGUUGAUCUGCAAUGACCGCCGCUGGCCCGAAGCGUGGCGGUGUCUAGGACUGCAAGGCGUUCAAGUCGUAUUCUGUGGGUACAACACUGCUGGCUACGCGCCUGAGCUCUGGGGAUCAGACCCUUCACAAACACCCGAAGCCGCGGAAGAAGAUGCCCUAUUUCAACAUAAGCUCGUGAUGCAGAGUAAUUCGUACAUGAAUUCCACAUUCUCAGUCUGUGCGGCGAGAUGUGGCUUCGACGAUGGAAGGUAUAAUCUCAUUGCAGGCAGCUGUAUUAUCGAUCCAAACGGCAGGAUAGUUGCUGAGGCCAAGACGAAAGAGGAUGAGAUUGUUGUUGCAGAGGUGGACUUGGACAGGUGUGAACCGGGGAAAAAGAGGACUUUUGACUUUGAACGACACAGGAGGGUGGAACACUAUAGCAGGAUCACGGAACGGACGGGAGUCGUAGAACCUCCCAAGCUCCACGAGAGGAAACCAUCCAAGCCCGUGGUCGCCAUUCCCACGAAGAACGACGGUAUCGUGGAGAUCGACCAAGAGCCUCAAACCAACGGCAACACCAUCGCACACACUGCCAACGGUGGGAAUGGAAAAGAAAUCCGCAUCCUCCUCGUCAACCCCAACGCCACCGAGUCCAUGACCGAAGCCUGCAUCUCCUCCGUCCAACCCACCCUCCCACCCAACGUCUCCGUCCACCCCUUCACCGGCCCUCCCAACCUCGCCCCCACCGCAAUCGAGGGCCACUUCGACGCCGUCCUCUCCUCCGCCGCCUGCGCCCGCGCCCUCAUCCCCCUCCAAGAAAGCGAAAACUACAACGCAAUCCUGGUAGCCUGCUACUCCGACCAUCCCUUAACCAAAAUGCUCCGAGAAGAAUUCGAAAUCCCCGUCCUGGGAAUUUUCGAAGCCAGCCUGCUGCACGCGCGACUCCUCGGCGGCCGAUUCGGCAUCGUAGCCACCGGGAAGCGCAGCGUCGUGAUGCAUGCGGACGCCGUGCGCGCGCUGGGCAUGACGCCUUUCUGCGCCGGCAUCGAAGCUUGCGAUCUCGGGGUGCUGGAUCUGGAACGUCUACCGCGGGCGCACGUCGUGCGGAGAAUGCGAGAGGUCGCGGGGAAGUUGGUAGCGCAGGGCGCGGAGGUGCUGACGUUGGGAUGCGCGGGCAUGACGGGUAUGAAGAGUGCUCUGGACGACGCGGUCGGGGGUGAUGGGGUCCGGGUGGUUGAUGGGGUGGUUGCUGGCGUGCAGCUCUUGGCGGGGAUGGUGAAAACGGGGGGCAAGACGAGUAAGGUGGGGGUUUGGAAGAGUUCGAAGGUGGGGAGGGAGAGGAGGGGGCAGGAGUAUGUGUAA